GAGGAGGGGGAGGAGGAGGAGGAGGAACAGGAGUGGUAGAAGGCGGGGGAGAGAGGGGGGGUAGAGGGGAAACCCUGAGAGGGCCAGAGGCCCAUCAGGUUCCUGAGGUUUCAUCCUUUACUCUACCCGGGGCUUCAGCUUCAUCCACUCCGCCCUGCUCUUCCUGCAGGGGGCAGACCAGUGGGGGGGGCUUCCAGUGCAGUGUGUGCACUUCCUGCACGCUGUGUGAGCCGUGCAGCUUCUCUCAUGAUCCGAGUCACAACCUGGUAAGAGCGAGGACUCCGCUGUCGAUUCCAGAACGAGGAUCGCCCGCCCCAGACCACAGCAGGUUCUACAGACGAGGUGAUCGUAGUUUCCGGAAGGCAGAGAAACAGCGGUUAAAGGCUGAGAAGCGCUUACUGAAGGCAGAAGUCAAAGAGAUCCGGAAACAGCUGAGGAUGGAAAGGCGUGGCAUACAGUGGAACUCCUCCCAGAGAGAUGGGAGCUCCUCCCCUGUUCUUCUGCAGCCUCAGGCCACUCAACACAACAGCCCAGAGCGCCCAAAAUGCCCCUGUCCCAUGGUGGUUCCUGCCAUGACCGCUGCUUUUCUGGAUGAGAACCUCCCAGAUGGAACUCGACUGCGUCCUGCUACGAAGUUUAUCAAGUACUGGAAGAUGAGGAACACUGGAACUGUCAGUUGGAACAGUGAUACUAAGUUGAAGUUUAUGUGGGGAAACCUUGCAGUGGGAUCUGGUGACCGAUGGAAAGAAGUGCCUGUUCCCCAUCUGCAGCCAGGACAGGUGGGCAUUAUCAGCGUGGCUCUGAGUGCCCCUGCCGUGGAAGGCUCAUAUACCUCACACUGGCGCCUGGCUCAUGCUGGGGAGCAGUUUGGACCCAGAGUUUGGUGCAGCAUUGUGGUGGACCCUCUGGCCCCAGCUCCCAUGUUAGCUGAUGGAUUACUCAUCUCACCAUGUGUCACACCGCAAGGUAGAAACCCUGCAGUUAAGGAGAUAAAAGCCUCUGUAGCAUCUGUGGACCAAGACUUAAUGUCACUAGACCAGGAGGAGUUCCACAUUCCCUCAGUGGAUCUUCUGACAGCCCAGGAUCUUCUGUCCUUUGAGCUGUUGGACAUCAACAUUGUUCAAGAAUUGGAGUCUGUCCCAAACAACACUCCUGUUGAUGUGACUCCCUGCAUGUCACCUCUUCCCCAAGACGGACACUUGCUGGACAAAAACAGUCCCUCUUUGGAUCUGAUCCAGGAAGAGACAGAGUGCAUCGGCACCAUCACCGGAAGUACCUGCUGGCCCCAAGAAGCCAAAAGUAAACGGCUAGUACUCAGUCAUUCUGAUGAUGCUCCUGCCCAACCAGCUCCCGGAGCAGAAGUGGGCGUGGUUCCAGCUCAGGAAGAAAGCCAGGAAAACCCCAGUGGGGUUGAGUCCGUUUGUGAGACUGUGAACCAUUCAGGGACCCAUGAGAGGGUCUCUGACCACAACCUGCUGAGAGUGACUUACCAGGUUACCAUGAAAGAUGCACCCCAGGAGAAAAAAGGGAAGGAAAAUAAGGAAAGAACGAGAAGCCGCUCGUCUUCAACCUCCUCAGAGGAUUACAUCAUUAUCCUUCCUGACUGCUUUGACACAACUCGACCACUUGGGGAGUCCAUGUACAGUUCAGCUGUGUCCCAGACUGUUGACGUUCUCUUAAAGUCCACGUCUGGGUCUGAAAUUCUUUCCUUGGGCAGCACCACCAAGGAGAGGGAUGUGAGCAGAAUCUGCAAAGACUUAUCAUCUCCUCCAGGAAAGGACAUGUCCGGGGCCCGAGUCCUCAAAGACAUGCUGUGCACGUCUCAAACACUGGAUGAAAAGGCCCUGACACCUGAAGUGAUGAUGAAGUCCAAAACCGCGCUUACACAAAGUUUACAGAGCAGCAAAGAAGCAGAUGCUGAUGACUGCAGAGUUGGAGAGAGAAUCCAGAGCUCAGAGCGCUUUCCAACAAAAGAUGUUACCAGCCCUGAGCAAAGUAAGACGGAUGAUGCUGAAGCUGCUGGGAGCACAGAGGAAAACAAUCCAGCAGGAACCAGGUUUCCAGGCCUCUGCGUGGUAAAAGGAGCUCUCAGCCUCGACAAAAUCCCUCCACCAAGGACACUUUGAUGGGAAUGUUUGUGGAGUUGAGAUUUUGGGACCAGGCGCUGAAUCAACAACUUCUGAAGAUUCGCAACUGAAAAACUGCUUGAUGUGGUCAGUGACCUGCCACAACUGGUAGCACAUACAAUAGAGGAAACCCACAAAAGACGCUGACCCAACGAGUCAGCAUACACGUUUCUUUUCAAGAAGCUUACUUGUUAUGAACUUAAUGUGUUUGUACCCUGUGUAACUCUUCUCUCACAGAGAACAAUCUCUUGUAAAAAACACUUUCUGGUAAUGUCACAUUUUGCCUCUGUCUUAAUACUUUACGCCUUAGAGUUGUUAGAGUGAAUCUGGAUGAAUGUAAGCAUUGUCACCCCGUCUGCAUAAAUGGAUGUUCUCAGCCCUGCAUCUCAA
Messenger RNA from Oryzias melastigma (Indian medaka), 2516 nucleotides. Its product is annotated as next to BRCA1 gene 1 protein. Gene Ontology annotation, cellular component: cytoplasm. Gene Ontology annotation, molecular function: RNA polymerase II cis-regulatory region sequence-specific DNA binding; DNA-binding transcription factor activity, RNA polymerase II-specific. Lineage: Eukaryota; Metazoa; Chordata; Actinopteri; Beloniformes; Adrianichthyidae. The record is from RefSeq and is a predicted model, not a curated record. Gene Ontology annotation, biological process: cellular response to stress; canonical NF-kappaB signal transduction; innate immune response.